GGGACCCGGAGCUCGGUGGAGAGCGGGAGCUUGGUCUGCACUGCCUACGCCGCUGGCAGCGGGGGAAGGCGGACCGGCGAUUGCCCAGUACCCGCUCUCGGCUGCCCUCUGCUCUGCUCUGCGCCCCUGUCAUCCUCAUUCGGGACGCAGUAACCAUUUUUUUUUUUUUUAAAUCACAAGGGCGUGGGUCAGCCUCCCCUAGGACUUCAUGUCUGUAUAUUUCCCCAUUCACUGCCCUGACUAUCUGAGAUCGGCUGAGAUGACUGAGGUAAUGAUGAACACCCCAUCCAUGGAAGAGAUUGGCCUCAGCCCCCGGAAGGAUGGACUCUCCUAUCAGAUCUUUCCCGACCCAUCAGACUUUGACCGAUGCUGCAAACUGAAGGACCGUCUGCCCUCCAUCGUGGUGGAACCCACAGAGGGGGAGGUGGAGAGCGGGGAGCUCCGGUGGCCCCCUGAGGAAUUCCUGGUCCAGGAGGAUGAGCAAGACAACUGCGAAGAGACAGGGAAAGAGAAGAAAGAACAGUAGAGUCCCGAGGGCUCACCUGGGUCGUGCGAGCCAGUGUACCUGAACUGUUUUUCCCAUCGCGAUGGAAGAAGAGAGUGAGCCACAAUCAUUCUGAAAAAUGUCAAACGAGGCUUCCGUUUUGCACCUGAAAAUCUCCGAGUCGGUUUUCUUUUGUCUUUUUUUUUUUUUUUAAAUUCGUUGAGCAAUGGAGCCCUCUGACAACUUGCAAGGCUGAGAAAGGAAGCUGCUGAAAACAGGGGUGUGGGUGGGGGUGUGGGAAAGGGGUGCUGCUUCUAAGAUCCCUAUCUGAACUCUAGUGCCAGAGGCAGUGUGUGUGUGGUGGUGGGGGUUCUGGCUGAGGGAGGGAGGUGAGCACAUGAGCAAGAAACAUUUUGGGUUUAAAAAAAAACGAAAACAAAACAAAACAAACCCCACAUUUUUAAAGAGAACUACAGCCAGUAAGUGCUUAACAGCAUUUGCUCUGGCUGCCGGGGCAUCUGACAACCAAGUUUUCAUCUCCAGUCUUGCUGCUCACCUCCACUAACCUUUGCUUUCAUUUCAAGCCUGUUGGCUACCCACAGAGAAACGGGGCCAGGACAAACCGCCUAUGAGCCUAUGAAGUAAGCUGGGGGGCUCCACAGGAAAGGAAGCGUCCCCCUGUCCUUCCCGCAGACUCUGCCCCAGCUGCUUCAGGUUCUCAGCCCCCAGGGACCUGGAGGCUUGUAAGGGGUAGUACUUUUGAGUUUUUCUUCCUAUUUACCUUUUUUGCCUCCUAAUACAUUGGGGGAAAUAGUCAGAGCACUUCUCGCCCUUAUGGGACACCCCAAGGCUGCAGCCUGAACACGGAGUGCCUCCCUCCACUGUGGGUCUCCUAAGAACUCUUACCAAGUCCUCAUGGAACAGAAUGGUAGAAGACUCAGCUCCCCCAGGCCUGCUUUUCUGUCUCCUUUGAUCACAGCAGUCAGGGGGAUGGUCCCUAGCUCUGCUAUGAACUAUCACCCAUCUGACCUGCAGCACCACCCCAACGCGGUCUCCAGCCUGACUAUUGUGGGAGGUAAAAGCAGAGUGUGUUUUCCUGGUUGGAUGGUUGGCUAGUGGGGCCUUUCAUGAUGCUGAUAGAUUCGCUGAGACUCCCAUGUGGUACCGGAUUUCCCAUGGGGUGGUUUUUACCCUGGGGUCACUGCUGCUCCCCGUGAUGCACCUGAACACAAGUUGGGGGAAGGUAUGGGGUGACCUGGGAUAUCCUUGUGGAAUAGCAGCCUUUAUCCCUUUCCCAACUCACCUGUUUCUGGCAAGGGUAGCAGUUGCAUGGGGGAAAUUAACAUCUGGACUCAGCCUCUGAUCAUAGCUCAGAACCUUCUGGAAUAGUAGGUUAGAAGGCAGAGUUCUCAGAGGGGGACUGUUUGGUCAAGAGGUGGACUUAAAGCCUUCCUUGGGCUUCCCUCAACCAACUGAGGCACUCCCAAUGUCCCCUCAUAUCUCUGUCAGUCCAGCUUGACCCCCAUCUUUGGACUAGUGUGUCUAGCUGUAUUUAAUACCUCAAAGUCAGUGUGGCUCUGGGCCACGUUGGGGCAAGAGCGUGGGGGUGUGCUGUUGACGCGGCAUUCAGCGAGGUUCGGAUUGGGGAUGCCGAUGGUCAUUCCCCCACCCCCUGCCUCUUCCCUCUGUCGUCUGCCUGUGAUACACACCGAUGGCAAUAACUUUUUCCGGCUCCUCGCAGAAGUGGGAGAGAGCUGCAGCCAACCCCGUGACGGGGGAAGCGUCUCUCUCUUGCUCUCGCUCUGCUCUGUUUUGGCUACAGAGAUCUGUUCAUCCCAUGUUUCCCCUCCUGCAGCAUUUCCUGUCCCUCGCCUCCCUUUAUGGACAGCUGUCUGGCCUUUUAAAUUCCUGUGUUUUGGUGUCUUCUCAGCCCUACCCCAGUUAUCUGUCUUGGUCUUGCUGUGUGAUGGAGACGUGCUUGUAAAUCCAGUAUCAAAUCAGCUUUGUGUAUAUGUGUGUUUAUGGGGUGGUUUCUUCCUUUCGCUGGUCACUAGACCGUGUUGUACAACUGUGUGCAGUCUGAGCAGGCCAGGGCCUGACAGUUAAUGGCAGGCCCCUCAGCCGUUGAGCCUGCUGGGGAGACCCAGCUGCUCUUGGGCAAGUGGCUGAGCUCCUGUCUGGCCUCCUCCUCCUCCUCCUCCUCCUCCUCCUCCUCCUCCUCCUCUUCCUCCUCCUUCUCUUCCUCCUCCUCCUCCUCCUCUUCCUCCUCCUUCUCUUCCUCCUCCUCCUCCUCCUCCUCUUCUUGUAAUCUGUGUGUAUUUCUAACUGAUUGUAUUGAAAAAAAAAUCCUAGUAUUUCAGUGACAUUGCCUGUUAGAGAUGAACCUCCUGUGACUUCUGUCUGUUCUGUUUUGAGGCUCAGGGAGAAACUAGCAUUUUUUUUUUCCAAACUACUUUUUGUCACUGUGACAGUUGUAAAUAAAGUUUGAAAAUGCUUUCCA
Molecule: messenger RNA, 2984 nt
Organism: Microtus oregoni (creeping vole)
Lineage: Eukaryota; Metazoa; Chordata; Mammalia; Rodentia; Cricetidae
Gene: Lbh
Product: LBH regulator of WNT signaling pathway
Exons: 3
Coding region: 209-526 (105 amino acids)
Biological process (GO): positive regulation of DNA-templated transcription
Cellular component (GO): nucleus
Source: RefSeq, a predicted model, not a curated record